AGCAGCACAUGCUUCUAAAUACUGGAAUGACAACGGAAAGACAGAAGAAAAAGAAAAGAAAAACACUCCCUCGUCUGUUCGCUUUUUCUUCCUUCACUUCCUUACUCCCCCCGUCUCUCUCUCUCUCGCUCGCUCUCUCUCUCUCUCUUUCCCUGUCCUUCUCGCGCUCCCAUUUAGUUCGGAGAAAACAUGAAGGAAAAGAGGAGCAAAUUCCAGCGAGGACCAAAGUCAAGUGAAAGUUUCUCCUGAACUGGGAUCUCAUCAUUACCGAGCGGAUGGACGGACAGGAAGGAAAAUAUCAUAUCAAGUCCUUGCCGUGAUAAGCGCUUUGAUGAAUAAACAAUCGCUGAAGUCUUAAACUGCGCUCGCUCGUGAAUGUGUGACAGUCGCGCCCGCGUGCGUUGAGCCAGCCGGACUCGAGGCGUUGGGUCGGGCUCUGGUUCUGUCCACUGAAGGUCAGAGACUUCAAACCGAGAAGCAGAGGCGUCGCCACCCGUCGACUCAGCAGUCAUGGCCGGGGCGAAACCGGGAGUACACGCGUUGCAACUCAAACCGGUGUCUGUCCAUGAGGUGCUCAAACGGGGGAGCAAGUUUAUCAAAUGGGACGAGGAGGCCGGCAGCAUACCCAUCCUUGUCACUCUUAAAGUGGACCCAGAUGGAUUCUUCCUCUACUGGGUUGGAGGGACCAACAUGGAAGUGGAAAUCCUGGACAUCAGUCAAAUCAGGGACACCAGGACAGGGAGGUUUGCCAAGAUGCCAAGGGACCUACGUACACGUGAGACGUUGGGUUUGGGCAAAGGAGACAACAACUCAGAAUUAAGGCUGCUAACUGUCGUCUACGGCAACGACCUGGUCAACAUCUCCUUCCUCAACUUCCAAGCUGUGCAGGAUGGCUAUUGCAAGGUGUGGACAGAUGAACUGUUUAAACUUGCCACAAACAUACUGUCCCAGAAUGCUUCCCGCAACACCUUCUUACUCAAAGCUUACACCAAGCUGAAGUUGCAGGUAAAUCAGGAUGGGAAAAUCCCAGUGAAGAACAUCCUUAAAAUGUUCUCAGACAAGAAACGUGUGGAGAUGGCACUGGAUCACUGCGGUCUGGUCAAUAACAGGGGGGAGGGCAUAAAGCCAGAUGACUUCACCUGGGAAAUGUUCCAGAACUUUCUCAACAAACUAAGUCCCAGACCAGAAGUGGAGCGUAUCUUCGUGGAACUUGGCUCCAAAGGAAAGCCCUUCCUGUCUCUGGAUCAGCUGUUGGACUUUAUAAAUAAAAAACAGAGAGAUUCUCGACUUAAUGAGGUUCUUUAUCCACCACUUAAGCGAGAUCAAGUCCGUCAGCUCAUGGAGAGAUAUGAGACCAACGUCAGCCAGCUAGAGAGAGAUCAGAUCUCUCUGAUGGGCUUCGCAAAGUAUCUUGGUGGGGAGGAGAACUCUGUGGUUCCUCCUGAGAGGUUGGACAUCAUCGACGAUAUGAACCAACCCCUGUCCCACUAUUUCAUCAACUCUUCACACAACACAUACCUCACAGUGGGUCAGUUGACGGGCCUGUCAUCAGUGGAGAUGUACAGGCAGGUGUUGCUGACAGGAUGCCGCUGUAUAGAGCUGGACUGCUGGAAAGGCCGCCCACCCGAAGAAGAGCCAAUCAUCACGCAUGGUUUUACCAUGACAACUGAGAUUUCAUUCAAGGAAGUGAUCGAGGCCAUCGCUGAAAGUGCGUUCAAGACAUCUCCCUACCCUCUUAUUCUGUCCUUUGAAAAUCAUGUGGAUUCGGCAAAGCAGCAGGCUAAAAUGGCAGAGUACUGUCGCUCUAUGUUCGGGGACGCACUGCUCAUUGAACCCCUGGAGAAAUAUCCACUGCUUCCUGGUCAACAACUGCCAAGCCCCCAGGAACUCAUGGGGAAGAUCUUGAUCAAGAACAAGAAGAAACAUCAACACAGGGCCUCUAAUGGUGGGAGCAUUAGACGCAAGGACGGGACAGAAGACCAGUCCUCACCUUUGAAUGAUUGUCCAUUGUCUGAUGGGGAGGUGGGCUCGCUCAUGUCCAAUGGGGGCGAGAAGCUUGCAGAGAGGAUGACCAAAGAUCUUGAUAUCCGCAAAUCUAUUGAUCGGGGAGAUGGGGAGAGUGAAGAAGAGGAGGAAGAGGAACCCAUUCCAGAUCCAAAGAAACACAACAACACUGACGAGGGUACUGCGUACAGUGAGGUUAACGCUACAGAGGAGAUGUCUACGUUGGUCAACUACAUAGAACCUGUCAAAUUCAAAUCCUUUGAGGCGGCAUCCAAGAGGAAUAAGUAUUUUGAGAUGUCAUCUUUUGUGGAGACCAAAGGCAUGGACACAUUGAAGAACUCUCCCAUCGAGUUUGUUGAAUACAAUAAAAAGCAGCUGAGUCGGAUCUACCCCAAAGGGACUCGUGUGGACUCUAGUAACUAUAUGCCACAGCUCUUCUGGAACGUGGGUUGCCAAAUGGUGGCACUAAACUUCCAAACUCUCGACUUGCCGAUGCAGCUGAACAUGGGGGUGUUUGAAUAUAACGGCCACUGUGGUUAUCUGCUGAAGCCGGAGUUCAUGAGACGCACGGAUAAACACUUUGACCCCUUUACUAUGGACAUUGUGGAUGGCAUUGUAGCCAACACAGUUAAAGUCAAGAUCAUCUCAGGUCAGUUUCUGAAUGAUAAGAAGGUUGGUGUAUACGUGGAGGUAGACAUGUUUGGACUUCCUGCAGACACUAAAAGGAAAUUUCGAACGAAAACUUCUAACAACAACUCUCUGGACCCAGUCUGGGAUGAAGAUACCUUUGUGUUCAACAAGGUGGUGUUGCCCACCCUAGCAUCUCUGCGGGUAGCCGUGUAUGAAGAAAACGGGAAGAUUAUUGGCCAUCGUGUCUUGCCAGUAUCGGCACUCCGCCCAGGAUAUCACUACAUCUGUCUGAAGAAUGAGCUGAACCAACCGCUCAUGCUGUCAUCCCUGCUUGUGUACACUGAGGCACAAGACUACAUUCCCAAUGAGCACCAAGAGUAUGCAGAGGCUCUGACAAACCCCAUCAAACAUCUCUCUCUGCUGGCCCAGAGAGAAAGGCAGCUAUUGGCACUUAUGGAGGAUCCUUCAGAGGGUGGACCUGUGAAAGAUGAAGACAAGUUUGACUCUGGCUGCGUGACAUCUGUUGACCCUAUCUGCCCUCUGCCGUCUCCAACAUUUCCUUCUGUGCUCACCGAGGUCAUGAACCCUCCAGCAUCAGGCCCAAAAGAAGAUUUAGUCAACAAUGUUCUUAAAGUAAUUGAACCUCAGUCCAUUGAUGAGCUCAAACAGCAUAACUCCUACCUGAAGCUGUUGAAGAAGCAAUGCAAGGAACUCAAGGAGCUGAAAAAGAAACAUCUCAAAAAGGUGUGGGCUUAUAGUAAAGAACAAAGGACUCGCUGUAAUCAGCUGAACUCUGACCUCCAGAGGAAACGGAGUCAGGUUGAGAAGCGCCUGCGCUCCAGUCUGAAGAAAAAUGGGUCAGAGGAGCCGGUGCAGAGGGAACUGAACGAACUAGAUCUGGAGCUGCAGAAACAGAUGGAGCAGUUCAGAGAGGAGCAGAUGCACGAGCUUCUUGUACUUAGACAGGCACAACAUCAGACAGAGAAAGAGGUCAAGCAAUGCCAUCUCAAAGAGGCCAAUCAGAAACUGAGGGAAAUUGCCCAAGAAUGCCAAGCAACCCAGAUCAAAAAACUCAAGGAAGUGUGUGACAAAGAGAAGAAAGAGUUACAGAAGAUUCUGGACAGGAAGAGGUUGAACAGCAUCAUUGAGGCCAAGAGAGCAGAAAAGGACAAGGCUGAGGCCAGGGAGCUGAAUGAGAUCAAUAGAAAACAUAUCAAUGAUUCAGUCAACUUAAUCCGUCAGCUGGAAGUGUCUCAGGGGAAGCGUCAAGAUAAAUUAAAAACCCUUCACAAGGACAUCCUUCAGAAAAUAGAGGAGGAGGUUCCUAUGGAGCAGGCCCGCCUGACACGUGACUGCGAAGCAGAGCUGAAGCGCUUGCCGGAAGAGAUCUCUCAGUACCUGCAGGAGCUCGAGAGCAAAGGCUCUCGUAAAGACACUCUGAUGGGUCAGGCCAAUGACAGCCCCAGCUCCGGCCCCCCCUCUAACUGCAGCACGCCCCCCUAUUCCUCCCCCAACCACAGCUGGAGCAACAUGGGCAAUAUCUCAUCCUCACUGCUGGACUCCUCCUCCACCUCAAACACUCCCGUCAAGUCAGAGACGGACACUACAGGAGUGUACUAGCGAGACUACGUUCGUUUUAUUUGUUUUUCUUAUCACUCUCUCCAAUCCAUUUCUGUCCACAGUGGAUUUUAAGAGUAGAUAUAGUAUUACUAAAAGUUGUAUGCAUAUUUUGAGGAUUUUUUUUUUGUUGUUUUUUUGGAACCUGCAUACACUUUACCAACGUAUCUGUCUAAAUCAACUCUGUUUUACUUUUCUUUUAACCAAAUUCCUGUUUUUAAUCCAUAAACACAAUGGAUUUUAUCUAGCUUUAAUAAUGUGGGCUCUAGUACAUACCACCACCUGUACGUUAAGAUACCUGUGGAAACUAGAGGGAUGGGGUUUUCUAUUUAUUUCUGUUGCAUAUUGUGCACUUUCCAGCUUUAUGUGUAGUGCAGCGAGUUGUCCUGAAGGUGGCAGUGUAAAUUUGGCAGUUAUGUAUACUGACGCUGUGAUGCUAGCGCUAGGCUUAUGAUCAGUCUAAAAGGUACAUGUUUACAUAAUAAUGCACAGCUGGACUAUUGCUUACACAUCCCCAACACAAUUCAUUUCACAGCGACGAAACAUCCUGUUUUGUGAAUGUUGAUCAGGAGCACACUGUCUGAAAAUGUGCAAAAAUUACACAGCUUGUACCCUACAGGGACAACUUUGUACCUUAUCUACCCCUAAAAGGUGCAUAUUAAUACUUCAGAGUUUAUGUAACCUUGAAGUAAUAUAGUUUCAGUGCUAAAUAAGAUACCAAAAUGUCCAUUUGAGGGUACCGCCCCAGUGGCAAGCUGCUAUAAGCCUAAAGAUACAAUUUCUGCACAUUUUUUCCUAAAAGUGUAUAUUGUUUGUGUCCGAUGACACUUAAAUGUUUAAGUGCCUCACAUUUACAUGUACUUGGCUCGAACUCUUUCACCCAGUUAAUGCUUUCUAAAAUCCCAUAAUCCUGCUCUCUUUCCCAUACCUCCCCCGUAUCUCUCUCUAUCGGUUGUCUUAAUCUAAUCUAAUCUAAUCCAGAUUCUGUGUAAUUGGCAGCGAUUCCGCAUCUCACACAAUCCAGUGAUGUCUAGGAAAUUUCAUAGACCACCUUUUUUAUUUUUGGCCAAACCUUUUUGAAUCUGCUCACAUUCUGGGUGUGUUUGCAUGUCAGAUCCAGUCUCAGGAACGCGGCGCACAAAUCCCCCGUCUGGUCUAUUCAGAGUCAUGUUGCAUAAUAUGCAACAAAGCAGAGCAUAUGAGAUGAGUUUUUAAUGUGAGAUUGAAGACUUUUACAGCUUAGCUCUGAUCACCACAAUCCAGGGCUUUUUUAAUCCAUUAGAAUGUAUGAUGGUUGGAUUUUGCUUUCUCGUACUGUAAUCUGGUCUGCUGUCGCCCCCCACUUCCUGUUUACUUUCAUUUAGUUGGUCAGUUUUUUUGGUUGUAUGUCCAUGUGCGUCUUUCCCCCACCUUUUUCUUCCAUUCUAUUUGUGUCUCUCAGGGCUCCGUGGCUCAAUAUUAAGACAGUUGGAGUUGAGUGAGCAUCUUUCACACCGGUGUGUUUGGUGCUUAAUGAUCUCGAUGGAUGCACUUUGAGAAAGACAAUGAUUACAGCACUUACGAUUAUCAAACAGUUACAUUUGCUGAGCGAGUAACAUAAUAUGCAUCAUGGACAUGACGGUUCUUCUCCAUGCUUGGAUGAUAAUAUUUCCCAGUGUAAUUUACAAAGUGUGUGUGUAUGUGUAUGUGUGAGGUAGGCGCUGGCUGUGAGAAUGAACACUGCACAGUAGAGUUUAGAAGGCCAGAAGGCAAAAGGGCUGAAGGGAGAUAAAAUGGACAACACCAUCUUUAGCUAUUAGAAGUGAGCUUUGAUGAUUUGCUUGAGUUUAUGCGACUCAGCCCACAUAAUGUGUUCAUAUGUUAAGUCAAUAGCUUUAUAUACCUGAUAAAUGGUACUUGCAUGGAAACAUCUCCUUUCUCCACGUCUCAUUAUCUUUGGAGAUGGACGUUAGUGUUGUACAUACUACCAGGAAAUAUUAAUGUGUGUAUUUCAGUCGAAACCACAUGAGAGUUUAUAUCGAUCUACAUAUGAUUCAUUCCAUUUUAGAUGUAAAUGAAUUCUACUACUGAUUGGAGGCGAAGUUGAGGGUGACGUCUGUCUUUUUGCUUGCGUCUUUAGGCUGAUCUAGUGUCCCAACACCAAGCACACACUAUAUAGUCAUUCUAAGCACCAUUCAACUGUCUUCUGCUGCUUGUCUGGCAUUUUAUUUCUUGCUUAAAAUGAGGUGCAGGUGUUUUUUUUUUUUGUUGUUUUUUUUUUACUGAGAAACACCCAAAUACUUUAUGGCCUGUAAUUUAUUUUGUACACUUUAUGAUUGUCUUGUUCUUUACAGUGGCAUGAUUCUGUAUUGUGCCUAUUAAAUAUCACCUCAUGGUUCUCUUAUGUGUAUAGACAGUAGUAAUGGUUGAAUGGUGCGGUUUUAUCAUUUAGCAGCAAUUCUUUCCAACAAUUUCUUUUUUUGAAAUCAUGUGAUUUAGAAACCAACAUUUUAGUGUCUUAAAAUGGGACAAAAUUCAGGUGGUUGUUCUGAUUUUGAAUUUUAUUUUGAUUUUAGCACCUUUCAUUUUUUUAAUGCUUGCAAAGCAUGUCUUGUAAAUUGAGUUGAGUUAUCGGUACAGUUUUUUUUUUUU
Messenger RNA from Labeo rohita (rohu), 6882 nucleotides. It is a transcript of the gene plcb3, whose product is annotated as phospholipase C, beta 3 (phosphatidylinositol-specific). The record is from RefSeq and is a predicted model, not a curated record. NCBI's taxonomy places the organism in Eukaryota, Metazoa, Chordata, Actinopteri, Cypriniformes, Cyprinidae. Gene Ontology annotation, biological process: lipid catabolic process; phosphatidylinositol-mediated signaling. Gene Ontology annotation, molecular function: phosphatidylinositol-4,5-bisphosphate phospholipase C activity; calmodulin binding; calcium ion binding.